This is a messenger RNA of Anolis sagrei ordinatus, 5978 nucleotides long. RefSeq names its product solute carrier family 10 member 7 (gene SLC10A7). NCBI's taxonomy places the organism in Eukaryota, Metazoa, Chordata, Lepidosauria, Squamata, Anolidae. The record is from RefSeq and is a predicted model, not a curated record. Gene Ontology annotation, cellular component: plasma membrane.
GACCCAAGCCCAGCUACGAAGGGGGUGCCUCUUUCCUUACCCACGCAUAUUGAUACCAGCUGGAAGGUGAUUUCACGCCCCAUUUUGACUCAACCCCCUCGUGCCUGAAACCUGACUUUGAAUCUUCCGAAAAGCAAAGGUGCCACCCUGAGAAAUAAACCCCGGCGGUUUGGGGACGAAGAGACCUGAGAGCGUUCACCUCGGUGUGCUUUGAGCCCUGGGAACGAGAGCCAAGGUGCCACUCUCUCAGCCACUGUUGGGAUCCCCGGAGAAGAGAAGAGCUUCCCUGGUGCGGGUCUAUUAGGAGGAAGGCGGUAGAGAUGGCGGCUUUCGGAGGGACUUUCCCUGCCGCCGGACCCGAGCCUGGCUCCGACCCGCGGCGGGAGCGGCUUUGGACCCGCCCGGUGGGCGCCGCUUGGCCAAGCCCGGCUGCAGGAGGGACCCCGGCCCGGCCCUGACCCGCUGCCCGCUUGCUCUCUCUUUGCAGACGCCCGGAGCGCCCCUCUGCCUGCCCUCCAACCUUGGAGGCACCAUGGGCAUCCUGGACCGCUUGAGGAAGGACUGGUUCAUCCUGGGCAUCGUCCUGGUCAUCACCGUGGCCAAGCUGGAGCCGGCCUUUGGGGUGAAAGCGGGACCAUUGAAACCAGAAAUCACCAUCACAUACAUAGCUGUGUCAGCAAUAUUCUUUAACAGCGGGCUCUCCCUGAAAACUGAGGAGCUGACAAGUGCUUUGAUGCAUGUGAAAUUGCAUCUUUUUGUCCAGAUCUUCACACUCGCAUUCUUCCCAACAGCAAUAUGGCUAUUUCUUCAGCUGUUAUCUAUCACACCUAUAAAUGAAUGGCUUUUAAAAGGUUUGCAGACCGUAGGCUGUAUGCCACCUCCUGUAUCUUCAGCCGUGAUUUUAACCAAAGCUGUUGGUGGGAAUGAGGCAGCUGCUAUAUUUAACUCUGCAUUUGGAAGCUUUCUGGGCAUUGUUAUAACUCCAUUGCUCCUGCUGCUUUUUCUUGGAUCCUCAUCAUCUGUGCCUUUCUCAUCAAUAUUCUCACAGCUGUUCAUGACUGUUGUUGUUCCACUCAUAAUUGGACAGAUUGUCCGAAGAUACAUCAAGGAAUGGCUUGAGAGAAAGAAGCCUCCAUUUGGUGCUAUCAGCAGCUGCGUGCUCCUCAUGAUCAUCUAUACAACUUUCUGCGAUACAUUCUCCAAUCCAAAUAUUGACCUUGAUAAAUUUAGCCUGAUUAUAAUAGUUUUCAUAAUAUUUUCGAUUCAGCUGGGAUUCAUGCUGUUAACGUUCUUCUUUUCUACAAGGAAUUCUGGUUUUACACCAGCAGACACAGUGGCGAUUAUUUUCUGUUCUACUCAUAAAUCGCUAACAUUGGGAAUACCAAUGCUGAAGAUCGUCUUUGAAGGCUAUGAGCACCUAUCCUUAAUUUCUGUCCCUUUACUCAUCUAUCACCCAGCGCAGAUCCUCCUAGGCAGCGUCUUAGUGCCGACAAUAAAAUCUUGGAUGAUUUCUAGACAAAAGGCACUGAAAUUAACAAAGCAGCCCAAAGCACCCGUGAAGGUAUAACAAUAGAAGAGGUCCAGCGAAUGUAUAUAUGUACUAUUUUGUACAUACACAGAGAGACAAUUUGGAAGACGGGCAUAUUCGAAUGUCGCUUCAGCACUUAACAUUAUUUUUAUAAACACAAAUAUAUUUAAAAUAUCUAUGAAAGUGCCUUAAAAUAUAUUUGACAAAAAACAUUGAUUCCAAAAUCAGAUGGCUGGUUACAAUAAGAGGUUGCACACAACUGGGUGUGUGUGUGAGGUGUGAUUUUGAUUUUUCUUCCUGACUGAGUAGUGAAAGACUGAAGCUUCCGUCACCACCUCAGAGGCAUUGAGUGCAACUCCACCAAGUGUUUCUCUUACACCCUUCCCAUGGAACCAAGCAAAGACUGGACAGGGGUUGUGCUUUGUGCCGGAGAGUGCAAACCAUUCACACCUGUGUGUUGGUCCCAGACAAAACAAAAGGAGGACUAUUCUCUUGCGAUUAGUUGCAGGAAAGCAGUUCGUGAAGUUCCAGUCAAGACUAACUUGAAUUUCUGUGUGAUUCCAUAACCCUCUCAACCCGUAUGAUUGUGACAUGCCUUUUUCUUCUGAGUUUGUGUACACUCAGCAUGGGGCCAUCCGUUGGAAAGGAAUUGAAAAGCAUAAAUUAUUUGCAUUUGUUGACACAGUUGUCUAGACAUUCCUUCAAAGCUAACUGUUUCUCAAGACAAUUCUCUCAGUUCCAUUUUUAUGAUAUUGUGGCAUUGUACGUCUUAAAUGCGCCAUGGGUUUCUUCAAAGAGACGGGUGCUUUAGGGUAGUGCUUAGGGCAGUAAGGAGAAAUCGGUAAUCUGAACGCACUGCUGUAGGGAUAUUUUAGAUAUAUAUUAUUAUUACUGUUAUCUCAAUCUGAGUAAAACGUUAUCCCCUCUUUCUCCCAAAAUGCAGUACUCUGUGCUCUCUAGCGAAAGAAGAAUAUUUGUCAUUGCCAUUACAAGAACAAUUUCCAAGAUUUACAAAACCCUGUUGUUUGUUGCCCAAACAAAAGCAAGAGAGGGUGGAUAAUAUUGACAUUUUCGUGACUAGUACGAAUAUCUAUAUUCUAAAGCGAAGCACAUUUAUGAAGGGCAAAGGUUUAUGGUUAAUUCGACAAUCAGGUAUAUCUUGUGGGGAAAUUUUUUAAAAAGGGAUUGAUUUUCUUUACUUGUUUUUAAGAAGGAUCAAGAAAUAACUUGUAUGAUAAUGAAUUUAGAAGAGGAAAACAGGGGAAAGGGAUUGCAAUUUACUACUUCAGUAAACAGUAUGCCUUAUUUUUUAAGACGUCGCCAUUAAGCUAAACAAGAUGGCGAGAAGCAAAGGCACAGAUACAACCUCAGCAGUUUGGGGGCCAUGUGCUGUCAGACACAAAUUGUUUGUGCAUCUGGGAGCUGAGGCGAAGAUAUUGUAUGUCAAAUUGCACAUACAACAGAUAAUAAUAACGCAGUGGCCAGACACUUUCACUGCCCCAGCAUCAAUGUAUCCACAAUCUGGUGCAAGCAGAAAAGCCUUACUGAACCACAGUGGCAUCUCCACUACCUGUUGUAUGCAUAUGCUCCAAUUUUCAUCAGAGGAGAAAGUAGUGGCAAAGUGGUAUGUAUCUCCUAUCCGAGGGCAGCUGUCUAUAGAGUUUGCCUAUGUCUGCUAUAGAGUCUGUUACUUUUUCAAUGGAUAGGCACUAGUCAUGUACAUUCGGGACUUACCUUGAUUCUUUUCGUGACCCAGCUUUCUGCAGGGGCCCCGAUCCAUUUUUGUUUGAGCCUCCCGAAAUCAGGAAGUCAGAUUUUUGUUUUUUGUUUUUGGGGCUGAAAGAUCUAUUUUCUUUCGGCCCAUUAUUGGGGGGGGGGGAGGCUUCACCCGUAGGCCCAAAGGACCCAGGCCUAUGGGUAUAGCCUUGCUGGCCUUUGUGCCCAGGCCUCACAGGACCUGCAGCCGAGCUCUGAGUAAGGGGCGCUCCUUACUCAGUGCUCAGCUGCAGGUCCUGUGAGGCCAGGGUGCGUAGGGCCAAAGCCUGCACCCAUAGGCCCUGGCGCUUUGGACCUAAGGGUGCAGGCUUCCCAGCCUACAUGCCCGGGCCUGGCAGGGCCUGUAGCCUAGCACCGAGUAAGAAGCGCCCCAGGCAAUCAAUCUGAAAAGCAGGCUUGGAGCCGGUACCCACUCCCACCUGCUUUUUGUAUCGAUUGCAUUUUCGUUCUAGGAGGGCCUUUUCCGUUUCAUGCCAUCCAAAUGGACAGGACAAAACAGAAACAUGAAUCAAACAUAUGGGACAAAUUUUUAAGCUACCCCUGUAAUAGUGCCUUCACUCCAAGGAUCCCAUUGAAAGAAUAUCCAGUUCUCCAUAGAUCUAAUUUCCCACAGGAGGCUUAACCCCACCAUCAAGAAUUUUUUAACUGCCAGGAAUGAAUGGGAUCUUGGUCUCAGAAUUCCUCCCCAUCCAGAAGGUGCUCUAUGGCCAAUUCCAUUGAGGUGUGUGGGGUGGCUUGCUUUAACAAGAGCGCAUGUGUGCAUUUGACUGUACAUGGAGCUCGGGGAAUAACGGCAUUGAUUUUAACAUGGUCACCUCUGUCCAUUUCAGCGGAAAGAAAGAACACGUUCUUGGGGACUAGCAUUCAGCUUUAAUGUUGAUUCUUAACUGUACACACAAGUUGAAAGGCGUUCCGCUCCCGCUUCCCUCGCAGUUUAAUCAUGCUUUAUUGGGAUUAACUGUCCUGUUCAGAUAAUUUUAUUUGGUGCCAAGCUGAGGUGCCUUAUGUUAGCAACAAAUUGAUAUCAAAUUGUCUCGUACUGAUGUCAAAAUGAUAGACCACUUUUGCAAAGUAAAGAGAUUAGUCCUGAAUGAUCACGGUACACAAUCUGGUAAAAUUGUAAGCACCCAUUAACAGGAAUUAAGGUCAGUGAAGUUUAACAUGCCAGCAAAAAGCCUAGUACAUUCCUCCAAUUAGGUUGCCUCAAUCAUGUAUAGGUGCAAAUAGCCCAUAAUUGUAGAACGGUUUUAUCACAUAAGGGUUUUUUAAAAAAACAGCAGAGUACAUAGAGACACAGCCCAAACAAGUCACAAGUAGGGUCGUCUGCAUAAGUGGAUAAAUAUGUUUUUGCAUGUAAAUGACAAAUUCAUUUGAUUUACUCUUGGUAGCUCAUUAUAUAACACUUGACUCAUUGAUUUAAAAAUACCGGCAGGCAGAAAGAAAAAAAAAAACAGACUAUGUUUCUCUUUAUUCCCACAUAUCCUUUUCUGAGCCUCUAAAACACUAAUGAAGAAAUCUUUUGGAUAUACAGUAGAGUCUCACUUAUCCAACAUAAACGUGCCGGCAGAAUGUUAGCUAAACAAAAAAUGUUGGAUAAUAAGGAUGGAUUAAGAAAAAACCUAUUAACCGUCAAUUUACAUUAUGAUUUUACAAAUUAAGCACCAAAACAUUAUGUUUUACAACAAAUUGACAGAAAAAGCAGUUCAAUAUAUGGUAACAUUAUGUAGUAAUUAUUGUUUUUACGAAUUUAGCACCAAAACAUCACAAUGUAUUGAAACAGCUGUGGAUCCGGAUGGGAGGUAGACCGAGUUGGAUAAUACAGAACGUUGGAUGAGCGAAGGUUGGAUAAGCAAGACUCUACUGUAAGUAGAGGGGAAAAUAUCAAACCGAAGAGUUUUGUGAUUGGAGAUUUACAAACAGAUUGUAACAUAUGGUGAAUUUAUCUUGUGGCAAGUUCUGAGGAAAUGAAGGGAUUUGUGGAAAGUGCAGGUGUUGCUCAUGUGCAAAUUGGAUCAACUUUUCCUAGCUGUUACACAUCAAACAUUCCUGGCCAAUGGGUCCCUAUUGCUGCUAAGCAUCUAUCCAUUUUGUCUGUUCUGUCAUUUGAGUGAAGUCUGCUCUUGAAGAGUCACGACACUGCUACAGUUCCAACAGAUCUACCUCGAAUUACUUCAAUAUCAUCAGCUCAUUAUUCUAAAUUAUGGAUAUUUGUUGCAGUGAUUUCAUUGAUAUUUUAUUGUAUUUAAGACUGAUCUGGGGAAUGAUCCUCGGCUAUCAUGGCUUCUGGAUCAUGAAAGCCUAAAUAAUGUUUCAUUUCGGUCACUUUCUGUUUAAAUGAAUGUUGGGUGAAUUGUUUUCAAUGAUAGGUGAGUGGGGUGAAAUGAAACAGAAGGACUUUUUUUAGUUCAUACUUAGUAAAACUUAAUUGUUCAUAUCCAAAAUGCGACAUGUCAUGUUUAAACACUGUUACGUUGUUCAUUUCAUGCCUUCGACUAUAAAAGGAACUCACUGGGUGUUAGUUACAAAAGAAAUAAUAGGCUAAUUUAUGCUGCAAUUUAUUUUUGUAACAUGGAUCUUUCCUCCUCUUUUUUGGGGUAAAGUUUUCUUUUGGGUUUUUAAAAAAGCUUAUAUAAACAUUUUUUUAAAAAAAAUAAAAACGACUGAUUGAAAGCCA